ACCCGCCUUGCCUGUUCCAGUGUGCAACUGCAACCUCCACGCGAGAAAGUGCAGAUUCAACAUGGAGCUGUACAAGCUGUCGGGCCGCGUCAGCGGAGGUGUUUGUCUGCAGUGCCGACAUUCUACGGCGGGAAGGCACUGUCAUUACUGCAAAGAAGGUUACUACAGGGACCCGGCGAGACCGAUCACGCAUCGCAAGGCCUGCAAACCGUGCGACUGUCACCCGAUCGGAGCUUCUGGAAAGACCUGUAACCAGAGCACCGGCCAGUGUCCCUGCAAAGACGGUGUAACCGGUACUACUUGCAACAGAUGCGCCAGAGGCUACCAGCAGAGCAGAUCGCAUAUUGCGCCUUGCAUCAAGAUACCCAGGGUCGUGCAGACGCAGGGCACGGCCGGCGAAGAGAGCGGCGAGCACGAGGACGACGACGACGAGCGCGGAUACGACGGGCGAGCCGAUCAGUGCGGAAAGUGCCGCGCCAGCACGAAGAGGCUAAAUCUCAACAAGUACUGCAAAAGAGACUACGCUAUUCUGGGAAGAAUAACGGACAGACACAAGAAGAGCGACGGCUCACAAUCCGGCACGAGCGUAUCGGGCACAUCCUGGAUCCGAUUCACUCUAAACGUCGACUUCAUUUACAAGAAAAACCCCACCUCGAGGAUCCGACGUGGCGACGUAUCCCUUUACGUACACUCGGCUGAUCUGGCCUGCAGAUGCCCCAAAAUCAAACCUAACAAGUCGUACUUGAUUCUCGGCCAAGAGAGCGACGGCGGUGGUCAAGGUGGGCUCACGGUUACGCAGAGGUCGAUCGUCAUCGAGUGGCGUGACGAGUGGCACCGCCGGAUGCGCCGUUUCCAGCGAAGGGCGAGAUCGUGCCAUUGAAAUGCUCCAUACGUCGCGGCGAGAGAGGAAGAGACAGGAAGCGCGAUCAAGAGAAAAUGAGAAAAUGAAAGAGAGAGAGAGAGAAGAGAAAGAGAGGAAAAAAAGAGAGCAAGGGAGAAACCGAGGAGGGAGAGUGUGUGUAUGCAUGUGUGUGUGUAUGUGCGCGUAUGUAUGCGUAUGUGUGCAUGUGUGUGAGACAGAGAGAGGAAGAAAGAGAAAAAAGUCGAUCCCCUCCCAACCGUGCUCGUAGGAGCCCGCAUAUCUUCAUUUCCCGACCACGAAUACCGGUGUGUCGAUUUUGUUUUACGCGCGGUACUCGUCGACGACCGCACGUCGAAGGCAACGAGGAGGAGGCAAGGAGGAGGACUAAAGGGGAAGCACCGAUUCUUUCCGAGAGAAGCGUCCGCCGUGCGGAACGACGAGCGAGCAAUGCACAACGUUGCGGAGAAAUGGUUGUGCGUACACAAGCCGGCGUAACGUAGCCCUAACAUUGGAUAUAACUGAAUUAGUAGUACUUCCUAGUCACACACAUUUGUGUUUUUGGACAUUAAGGUAAAGUUAUCAUUAUGACAUCCACUGCUUAAUCACAUCGCUCUUCUUAGAAUAAUCAAUAAAUAACAAAUCAGUAUUGCGUAUGAUUAGAAAAUCCUAAUAACCAAGGUGCGUGACAUGUUAAGGCUGUUAUGCCGAUCUGUGUACCGCGAACGCAACUCUACUAUCGCGAAUAAAUCCUGAAGAUGAAGCGAUCGGCAACUGUCGAUCGUUCCAAUGUCAAGCUGGCAAAUGAGCAUCAGAGUAAACCACACAAUUAUUGGCAUCUCCCUUACUGGCACUUUAGAAAAGCCUGAAUCUUCACGGUACCAGCAUUGCAGUUAAGCUUCUGGCAGGUAUUCUAUGAUUUCAAAAGAAAUCUUCACAAUAAAAACUGUGAACUGAUGUCGCUGAUCGCAAGAAAAAUCAGAUUUUUCUAGAUUUUUCAUUUAAUGACUAAGGGAAUGCCAAUAAUUGUGUGGUUUAUCUCACGGGAAAAAAAACUGAUUGGAUGAACCAAAUAUCUCGUGGAAUAUAACGAAUCAGAGUUCGAGUUAAAGUCAUCAGAAUUUCAAGUUGACAAGAUUUCUGAUUAAUCAAAAUCUUGUUAACUUGAAUAGAAUUCUAGUAACCUCAAUCGGAAUCUGGUUCGUUUGUAUUUCGCCAAAUAUUUGAUUAAUUCAGCCAGAUUUUUUUUCCGUGCCUAAUCUUGGAAACGGAAGCUAGUCAACCCUUGAUGGACUAUGGUACGUUAGCGUGGACCACUUUAUUUAAUUCAAUACGUAAAAUUCUCGAAGUUUAUCCACGAGCAUUCUCUAACGACACUCUGGAGCGUGCCGUCGACAUCGUCGCGUUGCACAGGCAGAUCGGUGAAAAGAUUCGCUCAAGGACGACAAAUUGUAGCUGCGAAUCGCGCGACGAACGCUUAAUCGCGGCGAACGCGUUUUGCGAUGUGUCGAUUCACUCCCGAUAUUCGCCACGCGACAUUUACCCGUGACGAGCAAUUUAUCGAAUCGGCGCGUAUCCUCGAGGGCUCGACGUUGCGACCGUUCGCACCCGAUAAAUCGCGCGUCUGUGAGAAAUGUCGCGAGAUAAAUGCCGGGUCGAAUUUACGCGGCGGAUUCAAUUACUCCAGAAUACCGCAAAUCGCCGCGAAGGCGCGCGCGCGUUCCCGACGGUACAACAGCCGUUAUUUCAACGGCGAAUAAUCGCCCCGAAUGUGUCGCCCGAUUUUCUGUACCGUUAGUACGGCGCCCAGAGCACGCGUGCGCGAGAGAGACAGAGAGAGAGAGAGAGAGAGAGAGAGAGAGAGAGAGAG
Molecule: messenger RNA, 2729 nt
Organism: Odontomachus brunneus
Lineage: Eukaryota; Metazoa; Arthropoda; Insecta; Hymenoptera; Formicidae
Product: netrin-1-like
Exons: 6
Coding region: 62-880 (272 amino acids)
Molecular function (GO): protein binding
Source: RefSeq, a predicted model, not a curated record